AUGGCGGCGCAUGGAGUGAAGUUAGAGACUCUCAAGGAUUGUCUCCAGUUCUUGGAAUGGUUGAAAGGCCGCAAAUGGUCUGCUCUGCGAAACCAGCUGUCGGGUCGCCUAAAACGACUUCUGGAUAAAAAGUAUGAAAAUGUUAAUCAACAGCAAAUUGAAGGCGCAUUGUCGAUAUUUCUGGGUCACGUGUCGACGUUUCAUAAUAAAUUAUGCAAAACUGCAGCUAAAAGUGCAAUUCAGCGUAUUACCGCAAAAGAUGCCCUCGAGGCUGUUCUGCAGUGCAUUCCCAAACUGCUUUCCGUGAUCUACUUCUUGCAAUAUCAUGUGGAUAAGAGGUUUGCUAAAGUAGGCGGCGGGGAUUGGGCUAACGAUAUGGUUGGGUCGCUUGCAAUGUACGUUAGAUUUGGUCCAGAUUACUUGAAACGGAUGAUAUCCAAUGCCGGGCCAAUUGAUAAAUAUCUCAUUGCAACAGCCGACACGAAUGCUUACGGUGUCAUACCUGGGGGAUUUGACCCCGGUGAGUUAAAGGAACUUGCCAGGGAUGGAUAUAAUCAAGGUUCGCUUAUGACCGGCGACCUUGUUAAUAUUUUCGACAAAGAAAAGAAUCCUAAUAAUCUCUUUCGAGAUGUGUUCGUCACGUCAGCGGUGUCCAAAAAUUCCGCCGUUGAGAUAUCGAAUGUGGCGAACGCUCUUCGCUUAGUGGAAGACUUUUGUGGAAUAUUCGAAAAAGUGAAAGGUGAAGAUGAUUUUAAAAGUAAUUUACAAGCUAGGUAUCAUUGCAUCUCGUGGCUAGAAUUAAAACGACAUUGCAGCAAAAUUAAAAGGUCUCUUGGAAGCAUUUUUAAAGGCAACCGAUUCUCUUUUAACGGUUAUGCGAGGCCUUAUGAUAAGCUUAAAACGGAAGAUAUUGCCACCAAAAUGGCGAAGUGGCUGAAAAACAAUUUGGAUGCGAUUCGAGGAAAAUUGAAAAUAACGAGUCACAAGUUGGAUGUCAAAACAUUUGUAACCACGAAUUUAAUCCCGUACGGAUUCACAUUUAACGGGUAUAACGUAGGAACAGGGAAAAAUGAUUAUAAGGCUCUGAAAAAAGAUUGGGAUGCUGUAAUCGGUGAGCUAAAGAAAGCAAAUGAGGGUUUGGAUAAGUUGAAGCAGAUUUUAGGUGGGAACCAAUGUUCAAAUGGAAAAAAAGAUAAGCAGCCCAAGCGUAUUCCUGAGACAAAUCCUGAGGCUAAGCCUGAGCCUGAGCCUGAGCCUAGGCCUGAACCUGAACCCGAACCUGGAAUUGCGUCUGAUUCUGAGCCUGGGAUUGCGUCUGAUUCUGAUGAUGACGAUGAGACUUGGGGUGAAGAUCUUGAGUUUGUAGAUGAAGCAUUGGGGGAUGAAGAUGCUGCUCCCAUUAGCCCCCAAAAAGAAGCUCCGCCCGUCAAGGUCCCCGAUGCCCCUAAGGAGGUUGUAUCGGAGCAGAAAGUGGUAAAACCCACUGCCACUAAAUCGGAGGCGACAAAGCCUGCUACCCUUAAAGCUGAAGCAACUCCAAACCAAGGCAAGAAGGCGGAGGGAGGACAGAACCAGGGAAAGAAGGCUGAGGGGGCUCCAGAUCAACCAACCCAAAAUAAUGGGCAGAGUGAACUAAAACCUUUAAUUUCCCCGGGUGGAGAUAACGCAAGCCCAUCGUCCGCUGAGCCGCUUCAGCCUUCAAGUGUUGCAAGCCCAGACCCUAAGUGCUCUAAUGGUAAGCCACCAAUAUAUCUUGGGUUCGAUAGUGGCAAGACAAAAUACUGUCCCAGAGAUGGUAAGACGUGGGAUAUCUCUGAACGAAAAAAGCUGCAUGAGAAAUGGGAUGAACAAAAACAGAGCUACGAGUUUAAAUUAGAACAAAAGCAGAAAGAGAUUGAAGAGAGACUUAAAAGGCAAAAGGAAGCAGAAAAUCUUAAAAUGGAAGUUGAGGAACGUAUAAAGGAGGAUGAACGUCAACUUCAACGUGAAGCUAUGCUUCCACGCAUUGAUGUUGUGUAUAGGCCGCAAGAGUUAUCCGAGAAUCUGGAUGUGGCAUAUAAUACAGCCGCACAAAGACAUUUGAAUCGGUUUGUGUCUCCGAUGCCAUUCGACAUUAUCAAACCAACAAACCUCGAUGCGGUGAUAGAUGACAGUCACGGGACACCAACAACGGAUAUAAACGAGCCAGCAAUGGGCGGUUCAUCGGGCAUAGAAGUGAAGGACUUAGACGGGGCACCAGUGCAGAAUACAGAUCAACUAUCAAAGCAAAAUCAAGAUUAUUAUUCAACAGUGGAUACCAUAGGUUCGCCUUAUGUUGAGGGGGAUGAAAUACCGGAUCCGUUUUUCAGUGAUAAACGACAGACAGAAAUUGAUAAAGAAAUAGAAACCAGUCAAAAAAACAUGGAUUCAAAAUUGCGAUACCGAUAUUAUCAGGGAUUGGGUGACGCCCAAAACAAAUGGAAGAAAUCCCUUGUCGACACAGAACAAGCGGAAAAGGAAGAACGGAAAAGACAGAUUGAUGCCAGAAUACAAAAUGUCAUUGAACGUGUUCGAGAACGGAAUGAACGGAAAAAUAAGGCAGCCCAGAACCUUGACAAAAAGUUCGAAAAAACAACAGAAAAUAUAUGGAAAACUCAACUGCAGCAAAACCUGGACUACAUAGAAGAAAACGUAGAAGAUGAAGAUGCCAAAAAACGAGUGCAACAAAAACGGUUGCGGCAGCAAAAACAGUUAGAUCAGCAAAACGUUAGUCAUGAUUCCCCAACAUCUACAGUCUCCGCCCUUCCAAGUCAGCCCGGCAAUCCUGCUCCCGCACCUUCCAGUCAGAAUACCGGUGGCCGCGAUGGUCAUAGGCGUAUACCUUUCGUUCCACGGGAGGAGGAUUUAAUGCAAAGGGGUGACGAUGUAAUAUAUCCAGACGUGGUAUAUUCCGACCCCGUUGAUCCCUUUGCCAAGUAUGGUUAUGGUUUAGGUGAAAUGUACACUUCUUUUGACGGCCAGCCUGUGGUGGAUAAACGUCGUGAGAAGGAAGAAAAAUUACUCAGGGAAAAAAAUAAAAAUGAUGCGAAAAAGAGAUGGGUUGAAUCCCACCAAAGAUUGUAUGCACAAACACACGCAAAUUCUGGAUUUAGUGGAACGCCCACGGGAGACUCCAAAGGCCUCGCGGAAGCUAUGCCCUUUCACGAUAAUGCAUCUGUUGGUAUUCCCAUGGGUAUGGUGUUGAAACCUAAAAAACCUGCAAUUGCUUUUCCACCGUUGCCGCAAAAAAAGUUCGGCCCCGGUACUCCUGCAGUACCACAAGGCAUCGAUUUAACAAAAAAUAAGCGUCCCACUAAACUUCCGUCGGUGACCACUCCGAAUGAUACAACAUACGUGACUGGGGAGAUUGAUAUUAUUCCAAUACAACACUCAACAGACAUUUCAGGUGCUCCGAUUAAGGAUGUGACAAAUAAAAUACCAAUAGCUAAAGUUCAAGACACUUUGGACUAUAAAUUGCUUUUACCGGAUCAACCCACGGGCUAUCCUAUUACAAAUUCAAAUCAGGAUACUCCCGUGCAACAACCGCCUCCAAAAUUUAAGCCGUCGGAUGUAAGCGGCAGUAUCACUUCCGGGUUUAUUAGCGACGUUGAAUCAUGGCGAAAAAAGGAGAUUAUGUACAAUAAUAUAAAAAGGGAUCUUGAAGCGCAUAAGAAAGCGUUAGCGAACGACCAGGAACGGAGAAUCAAAGAGGCACAACGAUACGGAGAAGGAUUUAAAAAAAUGGUACAUAUGCACGACGAUGACAGGAAUCAACAUCUACUUGAUGAUGUACAAGAAUCAACAGAAAAACUCAAGCUUCCAUCACCACGCAAACUUCAAGAUAUUGUAUAUCCCAACGAUAAACCAUAUGUUGCUCCGCCGGUUAUUGAUACAUUGCCCCAUGGUUUACAGUCAACUGAAGCAACCGGGGAUGUGUCUAAAACGUUUAUUGAUGUCAAAGAUUCCGAGUCGCUUGCAGAAGUCGGCUUGUCCGUCGACGUAUUAAAACAGUCACCGUUUCAGCCUCUGAAUGACUACGAUUACGGCCGUACAUUUAUGCCGCCGCCGGUAGUAGCAGGGGGUCAACUUGCGAGCACCCUUGAUUCACCUAGAUUGGUAUCAGAGCGAAGCAUCCCACUUUUUGCAAAUCCACACCUUUGCACUAACCCCUGGUCAGUUUCCACUUCCACUUCCUCCACCGAUACACCCCCUCCACCUGCCUCGCCUCCCCCACUCACCGAUCAUCUCCCCCCGCCCAAAACAGUGCGGGAAAUGCUCUACUGGUUUGUAGGGUUGAGUCAAUAUGGACUUAUUGGAGUGGUAACGGAACAUGUUUACAGCCUUCUGAGGGAACUUAACAAAGAUACUUCCCAUCCUACUGAUGCCAUCGAGGUCACUGGGGAUCCCACCACCCUGACCGCUUCCAAUGUCACCACCAAACUGACCGAGGCGUGUCUCUACUCAGCCACUGUUAUCUACAAGGUCAGGCAUAACAAUGACUUCAAAGCCUUUUCUACCUUCGACUUCAAAUCAGUAUAUAGUCAGUUCCGUUAUUCCUCCGACCCCGCCUGUCUCCUCUGCCAGCUGCGUGACUACGCCUACGCGUGCCACUACCAGUUGGAGUUCCUGAAGGCGCAGUGUAAUAGAGUGGAAUCUCAUGGUGGUUGGCAGAAUUGUAAGUACGGCAGUGACACCAAGACAUCGUCCCCCCUCCAGGCGUUCCUGACUGACGGCUGGGACUCCGACUUCGACACUCACCUGUUCGACCCGUGCAACCUGUGCCUCAAGAGCAGGAUCAGGAUGGGAUUUAAGAGAGGUGAUUUGCCUGAGAAAUCACAAACUGGCGGCACAAUUUCCACCAUCCUGUCUCCCAGCUGCGGCGGUAGUGAUCCCCUGCUGACCCUGUCCUCGUACCUCAACUGCAUCACCAGGCGGACGCCGCGCACAACCGGGGAGCUUGUAUCGUACUUCCAUUAUUUUGGGAAUUCGGUAUAUAAGGCAUUGUCACAGUUGCCUCCGAUCUCACCAAGCCUGAUACUGCGGUUGCCAACCCACCAAGUAAAGUAG
This is a messenger RNA of Babesia bigemina, 5085 nucleotides long. RefSeq lists its product as hypothetical. The transcript has a single exon. Bases 1 to 5085 code for a protein of 1694 amino acids. The record is from RefSeq and is a predicted model, not a curated record. NCBI's taxonomy places the organism in Eukaryota, Apicomplexa, Aconoidasida, Piroplasmida, Babesiidae.